UACUAAAAAAACCAAAUCAAAUCACAGACGCCAGAGAUUAAUUACUGCGUUUCCUUGUGACCAACACUAAGGAACAAUAAGAAGAACAAGUGAAGUCGUCCCCAUUCAACAAAGGCGGAUACUAUUAUCAAUUACCAGUGAAGGAUUCAAAAUGAGAUCAGUUUGUCUACAGGUUGUGAAGUGUUUCUUUUACUUGCUGCUGCUGUUGGUUUUCAUCCUAUUCAGUUUUGCUUCGCGUGUUCUUUUCGUAUGAGUCGACUACCUCCUGGACCCAAACUUAGGUGCCCUGGAAGUUUAAGUUUACUCCCUUUACGGAAGGAAUCCAACCAAGGGUACUAAGGAGUGCCGUAUGACUCACGUAACCCAGAAACCAUCUUGCAAGUAACCAAUGAAGCCAAAACUAAUCUCUGAAAUUUUCACUCAGCAAAAUAUGUUUGAAGCUCGAGUCUACCAAGCAAUCCUGAUUUCGUGUAGCCCGUCAGCACCAACUACAGUAGCCGCAGGAAGCACCAUCCGUGCUUCUCUGCCAUAAUGAACGCUGACGAUGAAAUUCGAUCAGCAGUUCAUUCGAUGUACAGCCAACAGUAUCAAAUGUACCAGCAGCAUCAACAGUUCUUACCGUCUGCACCUGCACCACCACUAUCACAUCACUCGUAUGGCGCUAGUUCCUCGGGAAUGCCGGUUACCUCAGGACUUCCACGAUCCCAAUCCCAUAUGGUUAAUCUUUUGAGUGAGGAUUUCAUUGCCGGCUACAUGGACGAGGGACGAAUGUCAGUUGUUCGCAGAUUUUUCUGCCUGUUUGUUACCUUCGAUGUUGUUUUCAUCUCACUGCUGUGGAUCAUUUGUGUGAUGAUAACCGGUGAUAAUAUCGUUCACGCUCUGCAAACCCAAGUCGUCCACUAUACCAUCUACACAUCGCUAUUCGACGUCGUUGUGUCUGCGAUGUUGCGGUUCUUGUUUUUAAUCUCGUUUUAUGGAUUGUGUCAUCUGAAUCAUUGGAUUGUGAUCGCGCUAUCCACUACCGGUUCGUGCGCCUUUUUAAUCUACAAAGUGUUUGUGUACAAUUGGACAGCGACACCACAGCCCGUUUUUGAGGUUCUGCUGAUCGUUGUUUCGUUCGUUCUUGCAUGGGGAGAAGCAUGGUUCUUAGAUUGCCGCGUGAUACCCCAGGAACGCUACGCUAGGAACUACUAUGUCGCACUAACCAAUCCAGCGGCAGAAUCAAGAACUCCUCUGUUGGCACCGUUUCUUAAUGCUGCACUUAGUGGGCGAACCGAGAGUGUGGGAAAUUUCUACUCGCCCUACGAUUCCAUCCACAACAGUGACGACGAGGAAGAUGCACAGGAUGAGGAGUUCAAAAAAAUGGGCGUCGAAUGUGUUCGCAAGGCGUAUGGUUUGCUCGAGACUACGGAUUGGAAGGUUGAAAAGAUUACUUCCAAAGGAGAUACCAUUCAAAGUUGCAAUCAGGAUAGUGUGGGGAAAAUCUACAAACUCACGGCCAAAAUCCACUACCCAGCUAAAAAGUUGCUCCAAGAGCUGUACUAUAAAAUCGAAGAAGUUCCCAACUGGAAUCCUACGUUGCUGGAGUCGAAGAUUAUUCGGAAAAUUGAUAGUCAUACGGAUAUUACGUAUCAGGCCACAGUUGGUGGUGGAGGAGGUGUGGUGAAGUGUCGUGACUUUGUGAAUCUUAGAUGUUGGCAGUUGUGUCGUGACGGACGGGUCAUCGAGGGCGUGGAUUUGCAUCCAACGAAUUCCCAAGCCCCCUUUCUGACUCCCGUUACCGAGGAGGUCAAUGACGAUGACGACGUCAUAGGUGAUGGACAGGAUGACGCUGACAGCGAUGACGAGUGUAUACUGAAUAAACCGUCACCGAAAAUAACCAAAUCGUGUAGUGAAUUUAAGCUAGAAACCAGUAGUGUAAGUGAUAACAACGAGCAGAAGACCAAGACGGCGUUUUCUACGCUUAGCAAGAGUCUUGGUGCGCAGGACUUCCAGCAUGGUGGUGGUGCGAAUUCCGAUCCAGAGGAUGUAUUCUCUGACGCACUGACGGAGCACCUGGAUCGAGUGAAUGAAUCUAGGGAGGUGGCUGCGAUAAGCCGGAGACGCCCAAGGGUGGACGAUGAAGUUCAGAAGGGUGGAAAUGUGUAUGUCAGUGCGGCAAUCAGUAUCGAGUAUCCGAGUGUUCCGGUUUCGAACAAGUAUACAAGAGGCGAGAACAAAGUUUCCUGUUGGGCGAUGCGUGAGAUUGAAAACCAAAAAGAAUACUGUAUAUUCGAGUGGCUGCUCUGUCUGGAUCUGAAGGGAUAUAUUCCACGUUACGUGCUAGAUACUGCCUACACAACUCUAAUGCAAGACUAUAUGACACAUCUUCGCAACUAUGUGGCGGAGCUCCGGAAACAAGGAAAAGUGCCUGCAGCUGCCGACGACACGUCCGCACCCAUCCCCGGUGGUCCGAAAGCUUCCUAGUUAACCAUUUAGUCAAAACGAAAAUUCUUCGCAGAUUUUUUUUAUCUCUAUUCUAGACUAGUUAGUAAUAGGGUAGCCGAACCAGUUGGAACACACCAUAUUAGGAACGUAUUGCCAUAACUGGUACACCUACCCUAUUUAUUUCCCGGUUAAGUUUCCAAUUCCCACACAAAUUAUACAAAACCGUGCUAGUUCCUUAUUUUUUCCCAAUACAUUAUGCGAGGCCUGGUCAGUAGAAAAUAAAACGCAGAUGAUAUAUUUUAUUAUGAUCCUUCAAAUUCAAUCGUACCGAUUAAUGCUCGUGAGCAUGAAAGAACGGUUAUUUUAGCGUAAUUCUUCAUGCAACCCAUAGCUGAACUGAAAGUUUUUAUUUGCGAUUGGAAUUGUGUAUGACUUAAAUCAUAAUGUUUACAAUAACUUAUUUCUCGUUGAAGGAGCUUCAACCACGAAGAACCGAACUCAUCUGACAACAUUCACAAUCAAAAUCGGUUUUCUUGUGUCGUAUUUUGUACUUUGUGAUAUUAAUAAAAUUUAUUAUAUACACAAG
Molecule: messenger RNA, 3013 nt
Organism: Ochlerotatus camptorhynchus
Lineage: Eukaryota; Metazoa; Arthropoda; Insecta; Diptera; Culicidae
Gene: Start1
Product: Steroidogenic acute regulatory protein-like
Exons: 12
Coding region: 532-2466 (644 amino acids)
Cellular component (GO): endoplasmic reticulum membrane; late endosome membrane; lysosomal membrane
Molecular function (GO): lipid binding
Source: RefSeq, a predicted model, not a curated record